Molecule: messenger RNA, 3338 nt
Organism: Carya illinoinensis
Lineage: Eukaryota; Viridiplantae; Streptophyta; Magnoliopsida; Fagales; Juglandaceae
Product: plasma membrane ATPase
Exons: 15
Coding region: 209-3154 (981 amino acids)
Biological process (GO): proton export across plasma membrane; regulation of intracellular pH
Cellular component (GO): plasma membrane
Molecular function (GO): ATP binding; P-type proton-exporting transporter activity; ATP hydrolysis activity
Source: RefSeq, a predicted model, not a curated record
UUCCUGAUCAAACCACAGCGUCGGCAUCUCCUCUCUCUCUCCCAUUGAAUUUUCCUUUUUUUUUUUUUAAUUUUUUGACGCAGUGGUUGCAGUUCUUCCACCAUGUAUUUUCUACUAUAAAUUUGAUCUGCCUCUCUUGCUUAGGGGGUCGUUUCUCUUCAGAUUUCGUUUCUUGUUGCCUCGGCUAUAGUCUCGCCUGCUUUCCAACAUGAGUGGGGACAAGGGCAUCAAUCUCGAGGAGAUUAAAAAUGAGUCCGUUGAUCUGGAAAGAAUUCCAAUUGAGGAAGUGUUCGAGCAGUUGAAAUGUACAAGGGAAGGUCUAACGUCAGAGGAAGGAGCCAACAGGCUUCAAGUUUUUGGACCAAACAAACUAGAAGAGAAAAAGGAAAGCAAAGUUCUCAAGUUUCUGGGUUUUAUGUGGAAUCCAUUAUCGUGGGUCAUGGAAGCUGCUGCAAUCAUGGCUAUAGCCUUGGCAAAUGGCGGUGGAAGACCUCCAGAUUGGCAGGACUUUGUUGGUAUUGUUGUCCUAUUGCUGAUUAACUCGACAAUCAGUUUCAUCGAAGAAAACAAUGCUGGCAAUGCUGCUGCAGCCCUUAUGGCUGGUCUUGCCCCCAAGACUAAGGUUCUGAGAGAUGGUCGGUGGAGUGAACAGGAUGCUUCCAUGUUGGUUCCAGGAGACAUUAUUAGCAUCAAAUUGGGAGAUAUUGUUCCUGCUGAUGCCCGUCUUCUAGAGGGUGAUCCUUUAAAAAUUGACCAAUCUGCUCUAACUGGAGAAUCCCUUCCUGUUACGAAGAACCCUUCAGAUGAAGUAUUUUCUGGCUCAACUUGUAAACAGGGUGAAAUAGAGGCAGUCGUGAUCGCUACUGGCGUCCACACCUUUUUCGGUAAAGCUGCUCAUUUAGUUGAUAGCACCAAUCAAGUUGGGCACUUCCAGAAAGUUCUCACUGCAAUUGGAAAUUUCUGCAUUUGUUCAAUCGCUGUUGGAAUAGCCGUUGAGCUUGUUGUCAUGUACCCAAUACAACAUCGCGAGUAUAGGGAUGGAAUUGACAAUCUGCUGGUUCUCUUGAUUGGGGGAAUUCCGAUUGCCAUGCCUACUGUUUUGUCUGUCACCAUGGCUAUUGGCUCCCACAGGCUCUCUCAGCAGGGUGCUAUUACAAAGAGAAUGACUGCCAUUGAGGAAAUGGCUGGCAUGGAUGUCCUCUGCAGUGACAAAACUGGGACUCUAACCCUGAAUAAGUUGACCGUUGACAGAAAUUUGAUUGAAGUGUUUGCUAAGGGCGUGGAGAAAGAGCAUGUUAUGCUUCUUGCAGCAAGGGCUUCUAGGACUGAAAAUCAAGAUGCCAUUGAUGCUGCUAUUGUAGGGAUGCUUGCUGAUCCGAAGGAGGCGCGAGCUGGUGUCAAAGAGAUUCAUUUCUUUCCAUUCAACCCGGUCGAUAAGAGGACUGCUCUUACCUACAUCGAUGAAAGUGGAAAUUGGCAUCGUGCCAGUAAAGGUGCUCCUGAGCAGAUACUAAACCUUUGCAACUGCAAGGACGAUGUUAGGAAAAGGGCUCAUGCAGUGAUUGAUAAAUUUGCUGAACGUGGUCUUCGAUCUUUAGCUGUUGCAAGACAGGAAAUACCUGAGAAAACAAAAGAUAGUCCAGGAGCACCUUGGCAGUUCGUUGGUUUGUUGCCUCUUUUUGAUCCUCCUAGGCAUGACAGUGCAGAAACCAUCAGAAGAGCUCUUAACCUUGGAGUGAAUGUCAAGAUGAUUACAGGGGAUCAGCUUGCCAUUGGCAAGGAAACAGGUCGGAGGCUUGGAAUGGGAACAAAUAUGUACCCCUCUUCUUCAUUACUUGGUCAAAACAAGGACGCUUCAAUUGCAGCCCUCCCCGUAGACGAGUUGAUCGAGAAGGCUGAUGGGUUUGCAGGAGUUUUUCCAGGUGUGGAUUUAUUUUUCUCAUUUGUAAGUUUAAAGGUUAUGGCCAUGUUUUCUUGUUCUAACUCUCCUUUGAAAUUUGCAGAACACAAAUAUGAAAUUGUGAGGAAGCUGCAAGAGAGGAAACACAUCUGUGGAAUGACAGGAGAUGGUGUCAAUGAUGCCCCUGCCUUAAAGAAGGCAGAUAUUGGAAUUGCUGUUGCUGAUGCUACUGAUGCUGCUAGAAGUGCUUCGGACAUUGUACUCACUGAACCUGGUUUGAGUGUCAUAAUUAGUGCUGUGCUGACCAGUAGGGCCAUUUUCCAGAGGAUGAAGAAUUACACAAUAUAUGCAGUUUCAAUCACAAUUCGUAUAGUGUUUGGAUUCAUGUUUAUUGCUUUGAUAUGGAAGUUCGAUUUCUCACCAUUCAUGGUUCUAAUCAUUGCCAUAUUAAACGACGGUACAAUCAUGACAAUAUCAAAGGAUCGGGUGAAGCCAUCUCCAAUGCCAGACAGCUGGAAACUGAAAGAAAUUUUUGCUACUGGCAUUGUACUCGGAGGUUACUUGGCACUAAUGACAGUGAUAUUCUUUUGGGCUAUGAAAGAUACUGACUUUUUCUCGGACAAAUUUGGCGUGAGAUCAUUGAGAAAUAGAAAAAAUGAAAUGAUGGCAGCAUUGUACCUGCAAGUUAGUAUUAUAAGCCAGGCCCUUAUUUUCGUCACCAGGUCUCGCAGCUGGUCCUUCAUUGAACGACCUGGACUUCUCUUGCUCACUGCUUUUGUACUUGCUCAGCUGGUAGCUACUUUCAUAGCCGUCUAUGCAAAUUGGGGUUUUGCACGUAUUAAAGGAGCUGGGUGGGGUUGGGCCGGUGUAAUCUGGCUUUAUAGUCUUGUAACGUAUUUCCCGCUUGAUUUCCUCAAAUUUGCAAUUCGAUACAUUCUAAGUGGGAAAGCCUGGGAUAACCUUUUGGAGAACAAGACUGCUUUCACUACAAAGAAAGACUAUGGCAAAGAAGAGAGAGAAGCACAGUGGGCAACUGCGCAGAGGACCCUACAUGGUCUUCAACCACCUGAAACCACCAACCUCUUCCCUGAUAGGAGUAGCUACAGGGAGCUUUCAGAGAUUGCAGAGCAAGCCAAGCGACGAGCUGAGGUUGCAAGGCUAAGGGAGCUAAAUACCCUGAAGGGACAUGUUGAGUCAGUGGUGAAGCUGAAAGGACUAGACAUCGACACAAUCCAGCAACAUUAUACAGUUUAAAGAGUAGUCUUUCUUAGAGAGAGAUCUCUAGUUUCAUGUUUUCCCAGAUAAAGCCAUUCAUGAUGAUAGAGGGCCUAAAACUUUAUUUCUAGUUCAGUGAUAAUCCUGUUAUUAAAAUUCCAGUAGUUACUAGCCUCUUAUCUAAUUACAAGUGCAGAAAGCACUGUUCUCUUUUGAAGCCAAA